AUGUCCAAAACAUUCAACAUCCUCAUCCUCCCUGGCGAUGGCAUCGGGCCCGAAAUCAUGACCGAAGCCAUCAAAGUCCUCAAAGCCUUCGAAACCCCAACUACCCAAUUCACUCUCCGCAACGAGCUAAUCGGCGGAUGCAGCAUCGACGCCCACGGCAAAUCCAUCACCGACGGCGUCAAAGAAGCAGCGCUGAACUCAGACGCCGUGCUUUUCGCAGCCGUCGGUGGUCCCAAAUGGGAUCAUAUCCGGAGGGGCCUUGAUGGUCCUGAGGGGGGUUUAUUGCAGUUGCGGAAAGCGAUGGAUAUUUAUGCGAAUUUGAGGCCUUGUUCGGCAGAUUCGCCGAGUCGGUCUGUUGCGAGAGAAUUUACUCCGUUUCGAGAGGAGAUUAUCGAGGGGGUUGAUUUUGUGGUUGUUAGGGAGAAUUGUGGAGGGGCGUAUUUUGGGAGGAAAGUUGAGGAGAGUGAUUACGCAAUGGACGAAUGGGCAUACUCCGAAUCCGAAAUUCAACGUGUCACCCGUCUAGCCGCUGAAGUAGCUCUCCGCCAUGAUCCCCCAUGGCCGGUGAUCUCUCUCGACAAAGCUAAUGUCCUCGCAUCAUCGCGACUUUGGCGCCGGGUCGUCGAGAAGACCAUGACGGAGGAGUAUCCCAAUGCGAAACUGGUGCAUCAGCUGGCUGAUUCGGCAUCGCUAAUCUUGGCGACGAACCCUCGUGUCUUGAACGGUGUCAUACUCGCAGACAACACAUUUGGCGACAUGAUCUCAGACCAGGCGGGCUCUAUCGUUGGAACAUUGGGCGUGUUACCUAGCGCCAGUUUGAAUGGCUUACCGGGUAAUAAGCAAGUGGAGAGGUCGUAUGGACUGUAUGAGCCGACUCAUGGAUCUGCGCCUACAAUCGCCGGCAAAAACAUCGCCAACCCCGUCGCCAUGAUCCUCUGCGUAGCAUUGAUGUUUCGCUACUCGCUGAACAUGGAGGCAGAAGCGCAGAAAAUUGAGAAUGCGGUUCGAACGGUACUGGACUCUGGGAUCCGGACCGGGGACUUGGGAGGAAAAGCUAGUACAAGUGAGGUCGGGGAUGCGAUUGUGGCUGCUUUACAGUAG
Aspergillus chevalieri is the source of this 1101-nucleotide messenger RNA. RefSeq names its product 3-isopropylmalate dehydrogenase (gene LEU2B). The record is from RefSeq and is a predicted model, not a curated record. Gene Ontology annotation, molecular function: magnesium ion binding; NAD binding; 3-isopropylmalate dehydrogenase activity. Gene Ontology annotation, cellular component: cytosol. The transcript is spliced from 3 exons. Lineage: Eukaryota; Fungi; Ascomycota; Eurotiomycetes; Eurotiales; Aspergillaceae. Gene Ontology annotation, biological process: L-leucine biosynthetic process. Bases 1 to 1101 code for a protein of 366 amino acids.